Molecule: messenger RNA, 5012 nt
Organism: Sarcophilus harrisii (Tasmanian devil)
Lineage: Eukaryota; Metazoa; Chordata; Mammalia; Dasyuromorphia; Dasyuridae
Gene: AATF
Product: apoptosis antagonizing transcription factor
Exons: 12
Coding region: 201-1871 (556 amino acids)
Biological process (GO): regulation of transcription by RNA polymerase II
Cellular component (GO): nucleus; nucleolus
Source: RefSeq, a predicted model, not a curated record
CCGUCUUUUCUGCCCGGCCCUCUUUCCUGCUGCCGUGCUGCCACGGAUGGCCCCGCCCCUUCCCGCCCGCUCCGCCCCCAAAUCGAGCGCCUCCCGGAAGUCGGCGGGCUUGGGGCCGCGAUCCGGGAGCGUGAGUUGGGGCGGCGGUGAGCCGAGCUGCUGCUAGGGAGGCGGCGGCGGCACGCGGAGGACCUGGAGGGAUGGCAGCCCCGCAGCCCCUGGCGCGGCAGCUGGAGCAGCUGUUGGACCCGCGGCCCACAGAGGCGGACCCGGAGGCGGACCCCGAGGAGGCUACAGCUGCCCGAGUUAUUGACAGGUUUGAUGAGGGUGAAGAUGAAGCCAGUGACCUCCCACGUGUGGGAAGUAUUCGGAAGAGGGCCUUUGCCUCUCUCUUAGAUACGGACAAACGAUAUUCAGGCAAAAUCACUUCUCGAAAGGCUUUGAAAGAAGAUCUGUGGGAGCAACCUCAAUUAGAAGUGUCCGACAGAGAAGCAUCUGAUGAAGAGUCAGGGAGCACAGGGCUAGUGGAGUCUGAUGAGGAGCAGGAAUCCAGCGAUGAUGGGGGGAGCAGUUUGGAAGACCAAGGCCGGAGAGAGAAGAGGAAUGCUCAUUCAUCAGGCUUUAGUUUCCAGAGCAUUAGUGACUUUGAAAAAUUCUCAGAGGGAAUGGAUGAUGUGGUGAGUGAUGAAGAGGAGGAGGAGGAGGAGGAAGAAGAAGAAAACGGCAUAGAAGAGGAAACUGAUGAGGAAGAAGAUGGAGAGGAAAUCCAGGAGGCUGUGCCCGAAGACAAAGAUAAUGAUGAGGCAGUAAAGACCUUCUCAGGAGGCAAAGUGUCAGAGGAAGUGGAGAAAGGCAGAGCUGUGAAGAACCAAAUAGCACUGUGGGACCAGCUCUUGGAAGGAAGAAUCAAGCUGCAGAAAGCUCUGCUGACAACCAACCAGCUUCCCCAACCUGAUGUUUUUCCUAUUUUCAAGGACAAGGGCGGGUCAGAGUUUGCCAGUGCCCUGAAAAACAGCCACAAGGCACUUAAAGCAUUGCUUAGGUCAUUGGUAGAUCUUCAAGAAGAACUGCUUUACCAGUAUCCAGACACAAGACACCUCGUAGAUGGAACAAAACCUAAAGAGGAAAGUGAGGAAGAAAUCCCUAGUGAAGAAGAAGAAGAAGCCAUGGUAGCGGAGUACCAGCAGAAGAGAGGUCCUCCCAAGAGGAAGCUGGAAAUGGAGGAUUAUCCCAGCUUCAUGGCAAAGCGCUUUGCUGAUUUCACAGCCUACAGGAACCGUACGCUACAGAAAUGGCACGACAAAACCAGAUUGGCUUCAGGCAAGCUGGGAAAGGGUUUUGGUGCCUUUGAGCGUUCAAUCUUGACUCAGAUUGACCAUAUUCUGAUGGACAAAGAGAGGUUACUCCGAAGGACACAGACCAAGCGUUCCGUGUACCGUGUACUUGGCAGAGCUGAGCCAGUGGCUCAACCCAUUCCCGAGAAUUUGCCAGGGCAGCCGGAAAUAGUGCCGGAAGUUAUUGCCAAUGCCCAUCUGAAGGACUUGGAUGAAGAGAUCUUUGAUGAUGAUGAUUUUUAUCACCAGCUUCUCCGAGAACUUAUAGAACGUAAAACCAGUUCCUUGGAUCCUAAUGAUCAGGUGGCAAUGGGCAGGCAGUGGCUGGCCAUCCAGAAGUUACGAAGUAAAAUUCACAAGAAAGUUGAUAGAAAAGCCAGCAAAGGAAGGAAACUCAGGUAUCAUGUCCUUAGCAAGCUGCUGAGCUUCAUGGCACCUAUUGACCACACUACAAUGAAUGAUGAUGCCAGGACAGAGCUCUAUCGUUCACUCUUUGGAAAACUCGGCGGCGCCCCUGCAGAAGGCCCUCGGAAUUAAGUCCCCACCCCAACCACUGGGCUCGGUCUUGUCUACUAGAAUUGAAGAGACAGCAAGAGAAUUAAAAGCUGUCUCCACAUCUCAGUGUCAGCCGCUCACCCAGGCAAAUGGUCAACACUUUCUUAACACUGAACUUGGUCGGGGAGCUAGUGCAGUCCCUCUCAGGAAGAAGCGGCUCUAACAGCACCCACUUAUAAGACCAGUUUGGUACCUCCAGGACCUCCCUGUCCCUUUUAGAAAAUGUCUUCAGUGCUUAGUGUGGCCAAGGGAGCCAUGGCUCACAUCUAAGACGAUCACAGCCAGAGCUAUUGGUUUUGCUACUUUUAAACAUUUGGAAAACAUCGGCUGUCAGGGACCUUCUGUUCUACCAGAACUGGUUGGGAAUUCUUCUUUCAAGCAAGAGGCUGUUUGCAUGAUGGGGGACUGCACACUAAGGAAGGAGGCCUGAGCCAAACUCUGCUUGUCCUGGUCAGAAGCUUCUCAUGGCCCCCAGCCACAGGGAGCUCUAGGAAGUGGUUCUGCCCACCCUUUUUCUAUAGCUCAGAGAUAUUUGUGGAUUUUCAGCUAACUAUUGAUCUCUUGACUUUCUUUUCUUUGUUUUUCCCCUCUAGCCGAUAAGAAUUCUUUCAGAAUUCUCUUCCUUUCUCACCACUCAUGACACACUUUAUUGAGGUUAACUCUGGUGUAAAUCUAGCAGGAGCAGAUGAUUCACUUGUUUUUCAUCCAAAGGUCAAAAGCUGGAAAUUAAAUCCCCAUAAGGGGGAUUUAUUGGCCUGCUGUGGUCAAUCUACAAUGAAGAUGAUCGUGCAUAAGUAAUGCAUGCAUAUGGAUGGAGCAGCACGUGGAGCCAAGUGCUCAGCUGCCUCCUUGCUCUGCCCAAAUCUUUAUUUGAUACCUUAGCGUGUAUGAAGAGAUGCUUAGACCAGCUCACAAAGUAUAAUUGUCAUAAAUACAGAGUUGUGGUUUGGGAAAUAAUAUUUUGGUGAUGAAAAUGUCCAAACAGAAUUACAGAUUCUUAUUUUCCUAGAAAUGAAUCCUGUGUUCCAUUGGCUUUGAUAUCCAGUGACUCUUGAUUAUAACGGUGUCCUGAGGCUGGGAUCCAGUGCAUUCAGACUUGAGUGUUACAUGGAUUGUCGUUUAUUUUUAUUUUUUUAACAUACAUAUAUGUCUUCUGAGCACAGAAUGGGGGAGAAUAGAAUAGAAGAAGGUUUCUCCACUUAUAAUUAAUUGAUCUUUUUUUCAUGGUGACUUAUUUUUCCUGCCUUGAUAGUCACCACUUGGGUUUGAUUGUCAAGGAAAUAUAAAAUUUUCAGUGGCUGCUCUAUUUCCAGAAAAUACCAAUCACCAGAAAUCUAAGACUCACCAGAAAUCUAAGACAUCACUCAAAAGGCAUCUCUUUUUUGAAUAUAAUGUAUGAUUCUUUCCAUCUGGCCUGAGGACUUCCAGGUUAUACAUACUAUAAUAGCAAAUAAAUAACUCUUAAGUAUUUCUCUGAAUGUGACAUCAGACUUGCUUUCUUAAGGGGAUGAGGCCUUUUGUCACUGUCAAAUUUCAUCAGGUGAAGAAUGAGAUCUAAAUAGGUGUUCCAGAAUCUUUGGAGCAAAUAUGCUUAAUUAAAGUGAAUGAAAAGUCGGGAGCAGUGUGAAAUACCUAACAGGCAAGGGGUUUUCAGCAAAGGGAGGCCCAUGUUUUAAAAUUCAGAAUACCACCCUCCUUCCAGCCAAGAAUAAAUUGGAAACUAUUUUAAUUGACACGGAUACUGCAAUUCAACUGUUACGAGAAAGACAGAUUAGUUGAUUGAUUUGCAUUUUAAUAAAACUAAUACUUUACAUUUUGGUGGCUAAUGCUGAUUUUUAAAUGAGUUCAGAGCUGUUAUCUAGAGUUUCAAUCCAGAGACCUUUUUCAAUGUUGACUGAAGCAUUCUCUCUUUUGUAUGGAGUUUUGCUUAUUUUAUUCUUGACCAGCUGACUACUUAUGGCAGCUACAAACCAGGAACCAUGCAGAGCCCAUCAGUACAUUGUCAAAGGCAGAAGAAAGGGAGAUUUUGAGGAACCUGGUAAUGUCCAAAAUGUGAUGUCAUCCUUGACUGUCCUCCAUUGCCACAGACGGAAGUAGCUGGGAAAGGUUCAUUGAGCUCUUCCUUCCAUAGUACAGGAGGGCUUUGUCGAGGCCGGCUUCACCCUUUCACUGGUCCUCACCCACAGGCCCAGCCAGGGACUGGCCUUCCUGGGUCCGCCUCUGGGAGUAGAAAGGAGCUAGGGCCCUUCAGGUGCUUUGAGAUGCUUCAGUGAGAAAUGGGAGCUUCCAGCGGGCAGGCCUCCCCUCCUCCUCUGUCCUUUUCCUCAAUCUUCCUCUUCUCUUGGGAUCACCUUGCCAGUGUUGUGGCAAAUACUCUUACUUCCAGUUCUCUUGCCUGCUGUGACUUAAAACUUGUCCCGAUACCCUCAGCUGCCUUGAGUUAGUGCAAGGUGAACUGUGGCGGCUUUUUCUAGGUGAGCAUGAUGUCUCUGGAUCCUUUUCUGUUGCUUUUGCCUCCUUCCUUCCCAGAUCUGUUCUGGCCUCUAGUUUUUGGACUGAGAACAUGCAAGGAUUCUACAGGUCCUGACCCAGAGACCUCAUUAGAAUAUAGGGAGAUGAUCACAUUGAAAGGUGGCCAUUUCUAUUCAUUUUUCCAAGUUAAUCCUCCCUCCCCCCGAAUUUUGUAAGGAUUGCCAAAUAUUGCCUAAGAUUUGGUAUUCUGGAUGGCCACCUCAAACCAGUCAACCUAAAAGGAAGAUUGAGUCUGAGCCCCUGAAUUGAUCCAGAAUGUGCCUUUUGAAGUGCAGUUGGGCCUUUAAUAUUCCCUAAGGGUUCCUUCCACAGACAUUUCAUGCAUUUAAUGCCAAUUAGUGCCAAUAUCUUUCUUUCCCGGGGGCCAGAUUCAAGAAAUGGCGAGUGCCAGGCUUAGCACAAAUUUUCCAGAUGAGUAGAGUCGACCAAUUUUUCCGAGACACUCCCUGAGGCCCACCAGUACAGAAACUCAGAAAGGUUGGGUUCCUUCUGGCAUUUUUAUGUGUACAGGUGAUCUGAUGACAUGUAUUCAUAUGAGAUUUUUCUAUUGUAUAUGAUGUUUAAUAAAUAUCUUGAAAUGAAAUAACCACA